Molecule: messenger RNA, 1248 nt
Organism: Eubalaena glacialis (North Atlantic right whale)
Lineage: Eukaryota; Metazoa; Chordata; Mammalia; Artiodactyla; Balaenidae
Gene: TEX28
Product: testis expressed 28
Cellular component (GO): endomembrane system
Source: RefSeq, a predicted model, not a curated record
AUGCAUAAGUAUUGUUAUAGAGUGGAGCAAUACGUGUCUAAUUCUCCAACCAUUUGCAUUCACAGAAGUACCUGUUUUGUGAUUCUUGUUUCCCAAUGCAGGUGGAAUACACUAAGCCCAACUGCAACCUUCCCCUCCAAUGUUCCCUCCUGCAGAUGCCUGUCAUCCAGUGAGGCUGGCCCCAGUGGCCCCUCCAGCCUCUCAGAUGGGGAGCUGGCCCGGAACUUACAGGACAGCGUCAAGCACCGCAUCCUGUACCUCUCAGAGCAGCUGAGAGUGGAGAAGGCCAGCCGGGCCAGGAACACUGUGGGCUUCCUCAAGCUGGUGUCCACAGCCGACCGGCACCAGGCCCCCCACGUCUGGCAGGCCUUCGAGAAGGUGAACCAGCAUGCCUCUGCCACCGUUGCCCAGAUUGAGCGAAGGCUCCACCGGUGUCACCGGCAGCUGCAGGAGCUGGAGGAGGGCUGCAGGCCCAAGGGCUUAGCGCUGAGGGCAGAAAGCAGCCUGGGGGACAACUGCGAGCAGCCCAGCGAGAAGGCUCUGUUUUCAGAGCCCCCCAAGCCAGGUGCGGAACACUGCCCGUCCACCGACCUGUUUGAUGUCAUUAGACACUUCUCUCCGGAGAGUCACUCCCCAGCCUUGCGGCAGAGGAGGUCCUCGGAGACCAAGCAUGGGGUCCAGCCGCGAGCCCUGCUGUGGCAGAAGGUGAAGGAAGAGCUGAUCAAAGUCAAGACCUUCCACCUCAGCUUGCAGGUGUCCUAUCAGAGCCUCAAGGAGAGGUAUGUGACCAACCUGCAGGCAUUGCUGGAGUCCCUCUGGGAGGAGAAGUGCAGACAAGUACAGCUGGAAGGACAGGUGAAUGAGCACCUACAGGGGCACCUGGACAAGAUUUACCACCUCAAACAGAAUCUGGCCUGCACCGAGGAGAGAAUGGCCUAUCUGUCCUACGAGAGAGCCGAGGAGAUAUGGGAGGUUAUGGACACGUUCAAGAGCCGUGUAGCCAAGCUGGAGGCUCUGCAGCAGGUGACCCAACUGGAGGCGACAGAGAGUGUGCAUAGCCGGCCACCGUUCCUGGUCCUGGUCCUGGUCUCCAGCGCCUGCACGGGCACCGCGUUCCUGCUCGUCGGGCUGGACGCCCUGGCCUGGCAGAAGCAGCAUGCCAUCCCCGCCGCAGACUGGCAGGCCUGGGUCCCCUCCAGAUGGAGACUGUGUUCCGGGGGUUCCAAGCCUCUACCAGAGGGGCCUUAA